AUGGAGGAGGACUGUCCCUUCCGCCGCCUCCAACCUCCUCACUCCCAUCAGAACAAAGUGCCGGACCCUGCAGGACCGAGCCUGUUGGACCCAGAGAGACUGAGCCUUCUGAACCCCAAGAGACCGAGCCUUCUGAACCCUGAGAGAUCGAGCCUUCGGAAUCUCGAGAGGCCGAGCCUUCGGAACCUCGAGAGACUGAGCCUUCUGAACCGCAAGAAACUGACCCUUCUGAACCCAAAGAGACCAAGCCUUCUGAACCCCGAGAGACCGAGCCUUCUGAACCCUGAGAGACUGACCCUUCUGAACCCAAAGAGACCAAGCCUUCUGAACCCCGAGAGACUGAGCCUUCUGAACCCUGAGAGACUGAGCCUUCUGAACCCUGAGGACCGAGCCUUCUGA
This is a messenger RNA of Knipowitschia caucasica, 399 nucleotides long. NCBI's taxonomy places the organism in Eukaryota, Metazoa, Chordata, Actinopteri, Gobiiformes, Gobiidae. The record is from the annotation of a GenBank genome assembly.